Molecule: messenger RNA, 596 nt
Organism: Tuber aestivum (summer truffle)
Lineage: Eukaryota; Fungi; Ascomycota; Pezizomycetes; Pezizales; Tuberaceae
Source: the annotation of a GenBank genome assembly
ACCCACGAAACCCAUCUUAUCCGCAAAUCGCUCCUUAGCUGGGAUCACGAGUCCUCGGCUCUCAUGGAAUUCUCGUUUCCCUUUUCGGCCCCCCUUUCCUGAAGCCUUUCAUCCCCUCUCCCCCUCGACUCUCCCAACCCUCUCAAGCCUCCGCAAGGCCUAGCGUCUAUCUUAGUGCGGGCGCAACCUACGAUAGAUGUCCCCUUGCGGAUUGGGAAGUCGGGCUCGAGUGUGUGCUAUGGGCCAAUCGUUCCGGUCCUUUUUUUUUUCUUUUUCUCUUUUGGCGAUAAAUUCAAAUUCCUCACCAAUUGAGAGCCAAUUCGAUUCAGGUAGGAGGCCAUGCGUUGCCCGCUUCUCGUCGGGGUUGAAGGGAAAAAAAUAAAUAAAUUAAUACCAGGGAUAGCCCUAGCACGCAAGAUCCCCACCCGGGGGAACCACCCAUCACAAACCCUGCGAAACGUCACCUCAACGACGGGAAGGCUAUCGUACCCGUAAGCUUUUCCGUUCGAUUCGCACGCCAACGUCUUGGGAUAAACCCUGGUUUGGAGGAGGAGGAGGAAGGGGGGGGAGAAAAAGAAAAAGAAAGUCUUGUGAUU